Sclerotinia borealis F-4128 is the source of this 1593-nucleotide messenger RNA. The record is from the annotation of a GenBank genome assembly. Lineage: Eukaryota; Fungi; Ascomycota; Leotiomycetes; Helotiales; Sclerotiniaceae.
AUGGCUUCUUCGGCAGCUUUGACAGCUUCUGCUGCAUUGAAGUCUCGAGUUAGGAGACCAUCUUUACUCAAUAAGCUCGCUCAUGCUGAAGAUUUGAUCCCUCUAUUCCCCAAUGGAGCUUACAUCGGAUGGUCCGGAUUUACGGGUGUUGGAUAUCCUAAGAAGAUUCCAACAAUGCUCGCGGAUCAUGUCGAGAAAAACAACUUGCAGGGCAAGCUUAAGUACUCCCUUUUCGUAGGUGCCAGUUCUGGGGCGGAAACCGAGAAUCGAUGGGCAGAAUUGAAUAUGAUCGAACGACGAAGUCCUCAUCAGGUUGGAAAAGCUAUUGCCAAGGGUAUCAACAAUGGCAAUAUCAAUUUUUUCGACAAACAUUUGUCCAUGUUUCCUGUAGAUUUGGUUUACGGAUUUUACACAAAAGAUCGUCCGAACAAAAAGCUGGAUGUGGUUAUUGUUGAGGCUACUGCUAUCACCGAAGAUGGUGGAAUUAUUCCAGGAGCUUCUGUUGGAGCAUCGCCAGAAUUGAUUCAAAUGGCGGAUAAAAUCAUUAUUGAAGUCAAUACCUCUAUGCCUUCUUUCGAGGGUCUUCACGAUAUUACCAUGACCGAGCUCCCACCAAAGCGAAAACCAUAUUUGAUUAUGGCACCAGAAGAUCGUAUUGGAACAACUUCUAUUCCUGUUGACUCUGAGAAAAUCGUUGCUAUUAUUGAAUCUGAUUACCCAGAUCAAACCGUACCAAAUGCCCCAGAGGAUGCUACCUCUCGUGCAAUUGCUGCUCAUUUGAUCGAAUUUCUUGAGCACGAAGUUAAGCACGACCGCCUUCCCAAGAAUCUUCUCCCAAUUCAGUCCGGUAUUGGAAACAUUGCCAAUGCUGUUAUUGGUGGUCUAGCCGAUUCCAAUUUCAAGAACCUCAAAGUCUGGACAGAAGUGCUUCAAGAUACCUUCCUUGAUCUUUUUGAUUCCGGACGUCUAGAUUUCGCAACCGCAACUUCUAUACGUUUCUCCCCAGAUGGGUUCAAGCGCUUUUACGAUGGAUGGGAGCAAUACUUUGACAAACUUUUGCUCCGUUCACAACAGGUUUCUAACUCCCCUGAGAUCAUCAGAAGACUGGGAGUCAUCGGCAUGAACACACCAGUUGAAGUCGAUAUCUACGCGCACGCAAACAGCACGUGUGUUAUGGGUUCCCGUAUGUUGAACGGACUUGGUGGUUCGGCUGAUUUCCUCCGUUCAUCUAAAUACAGUAUCAUGCACACACCAUCAACCCGGCCAUCUAAGACUGAUCCUCACGGAGUUUCUUGCAUUGUUCCUAUGUGCACACACGUUGAUCAAACCGAGCACGAUUUGGACGUAGUUGUUACCGAGCAAGGUCUUGCUGAUGUCCGAGGAUUGAGUCCAAAGGAGCGAGCCAAGGUCAUCAUUGAGAAAUGCUCCCAUCCAGACUACAAGCCCAUUUUGGAGGACUAUUUUAGAAAGGCCGAGUUCGAAUGCAUGAGAAGAGGCUGGGGCCAUGAGCCGCAUUUGUUGUGGAAUAGCUUCGAUAUGCACAAGGCAUUCGAUCAAGAAGGAAGCAUGAAGGCACUCAAGACUUGGGGUUAG